Molecule: messenger RNA, 4206 nt
Organism: Varroa destructor (honeybee mite)
Lineage: Eukaryota; Metazoa; Arthropoda; Arachnida; Mesostigmata; Varroidae
Molecular function (GO): nucleic acid binding
Source: RefSeq, a predicted model, not a curated record
AUAUUUGCAUGGUUGGAUCACGACAUCAAUUCUUGUAUUUCUGUUAUCUUGAAUCCAGAAGAAAUCCAGGCUUUCAAUGCCACCACCGAUGGACGCCUUGGAUAGCUACCGGGAAGCAUACGAGCCACAGGAGCAAUGGAUCUUGCGGCGAUCAUUUCUUGAACGUAACUGGGACGAUUUUCCGCCGGAACGGCGGACGCGUCUUCUUGCGCUUGCUCAGUGUUUUCAGAAUAUGCAUAUUCUUGGGUGUUCGUAUUCGGCCCGUGUCAUGGACGAGGUUAACCGCAUGUCCGUAGGACUCGUUGAGGAAAAGGAAAAGACGAAGGGUCUACCGUUUGCAAAGAUAAACUUUGUUAAGGCUGCGCCACUAAGCGUCAAUGACGCAACUUCACCGUUGGACGCCGAGGACGACGAUGAUAGCAACGAAGAAGAUUUAUGUGAGGAUGAAGUAGAGAAAACGAUCCAAAAAUCAAAUAAGACUCAGGGACUGAGUGUCAAAAAUAACAACAUUUCACAGCGUUUAAAAGAGAGUGACGACGAUAAUGACAGUGAAGAUGAUAGACCCAAGUUAGGCUUUGGGAUUAGCGCCAUUCCAAGAUCCAAGGACGAUGCGUGGAAUCAUAACGUUCCUGCCACUAGUGAUAUGCAUUCGAAUCCUAAGAGCUUUGUUUUUGGGAAGACAACUUAUGAGAGGAAGCUGGGCUUCGUUAAGUCCGCGUCACAAGAGCAGUUAGCUGGAGGCGAAUUUCAGUUUGGUGUUCCCUUCAAGUCCAUUCUCUCUGCCUCAAAGAAAGCGGGAGAUUUCGUCUUCGGAAAUAAGGACCCGUCAGUUGACAACAGUAAUGCGUCCGCUUCGACCCAAAACACUUUCCAGUUUGGUACAGGAAAAAAGGAUUAUGCCAUACGCCUGGGCUUCGUUAAGUCGAGUACGGUAGGCGAGCGAAGAAAGUCAGAUGAUCUGAAUAGACACAUGGAAUCAACAUCAUUAGACGAAGGACCUGGCCGGAAAAGUCCUAGAUGGGAAAGAAAUUUUCCUAUGCCAUUCAAUGCUCAGCUUUCACUGCUAAACGAUCUUAGGAUGCAGCUGAAGGAGGUUCGGCCUUCGCUUCGCAAGGCCCGCGUGGAGUUUGUGAUGCUGCAAGUAAACAUGGCCGUUACGGCGUCAGGGUGGAAACUCGAAAUCACGAAUGGAAAGCAGACAGUUGUUAAGCUUCACGGAGUACAAAUUGCCUCUGGCUUAGAUGAACCAUCGGCAUAUGAGAAUUUCAUUGAAAAAGUGUUUGACCCCCGACAGUGGAGAAUCACGCAACGAGACAUCGACCUUGUCUUGGAAGUUGGUCUUUCAGUGACGAACACGCUUGGCCAAGACAAAAUAUGUAGACAGAGUUUAAAUGAAGCAGGAAGUUCGCAGGCAGGUGCAUGGCUGCCAUCAGUAAAUACCCGUCAUGUAUACAGCCAAAUCAUUAGAAACCUUAUUGAGGUGCGAAAUACAAUUUGGACGCCCAAUUUCAAAAGUAAAGUAGCAAUGUUCGGAGGUGCUUCAGCUGAUGUACAAUCUGCUCUCAAUAUGGCAUUCCAGUUGACAAAGUUAAAACCAGUUCGGGACGCGAUAGUUCCGGGGACUUUCCUUAAGCCCGAAUUUAACACUUUCAACCAAACCACCACAUGUCUUUUAACUUUCCAUGGCGUAAUUUUAGCAGAAGCAGUCGGCAAAUCAAAGAAUCACGCCAAGCUCACCACAGCGAAAAAACUUUAUGAGAUCCUUGAAAGUCGAAUGAAGUUCGAAAUUAUUGAAAGAGAUGGUCGAAACUGGUUGAAAACAUCUGGCAGCGGUCAACAGGACCGGCGAGCUCAGGCUCUUCCUGAGCAGGGAAUGCCUGUGAUAAAUGCAACGAUCAGAUCGGAGUACAGAGACUUGUUCCUUAUACGACCUGCCAGAGCCAGCGCGGAUCUGCAAGCCCUUAUAGCAAUAUUCGCGUCAGCCAACGGACUGGCUCUGAGUUUUGAGUCUGAUGCUAUGAUCAGAAAGGGGGUAACUGUACAGAUUUGUCGACUUACUCUGCCUACAGAAUCCCCGCUUAAAUUCGAGGGAAGUGGUGAAACGAAGCAAGUCGCUAGGCGUGCUUGCAUUCGAGCGGCCCUCGAAGAACUAAUUCGUAAUUGCUUCACUAUAGAUAUCAAGCAAGCAAUAGCUGAAGGCGCUCAGGAGUUUAACAAAGACACGAUGGCACUUGACCUCGAAAGUCAAGCCGUCCAGGAAGACUUGGGCCGUCAACUCGAUGAAGACAACGUAGGUUAUCGGCUACUACGGAACAUGGGUUGGCAGGGAGGCGGCCUCGGCCAUGGUACAGGUCUUAUCGAGCCUGUCAUGCUUAAAGAUAGCGCUGGCGGGCGAGGUCUUGGCUACGAGGGUGCAAGCGCUGUGAGCAAACGCUUCAAGACCCAUGUUGCGUCCACUCUCAGAGUCUUUUUGCGUGAAACCGACGUCUUUGAUGAGCUGAAAUUCAGCCCGUCAUUCUCCAGCGUGGAGAGAAAAGAGAUACAUACAAUUGCAAGAAGACUUGGAUUAAAGAGCAAAAGUCAGAAUCGGCCUGAGGGUCGAGUGCUUUGCAUAUCGCAUAAUACUGAUUGGCGAAUGAUUCUCAAUCGUCUAAAACAAACCGGGAGUUUAGGAAAAUAUGCAUUGCUUCCACCGAAUUCGUGGACUCCCCCCACAUCUUGAACACAAGUUAGCGGUAUAGUUAACUGCGAUAUAGUGAGACUAAACCCUUUCCGCAGUCGUUUUCGUGAAAAAAUCUUCAUUGGAAUUGCAAUUAUUGCUCAGAAUGUUGACGUUUUACGAGUUCAUGGCGACCUUGAUUGGCUCCGCCCGCUAGAAAGGGUACAUCGUACAAAAACCUUUUUUUCCUGACGAUGCAGCUAUAUAACCGAUCGUGAAGGAUCUUUCGUCUGUUCAUUCGUCCACCUAAUGACAGGAUUAGCACUUGCCGUGGGUUAGGAGUGUUAUCCCGAAUGAAGGAAGUGCUAUCCUCGAAGCAGCCGUGGCACUUUUGAAAACAAGAAACUGUACUUGUUUUGCGCUCCAAUUUCAGGAAGAAUCUCUCAUAGAAAUGGUGACCAUCAUGGAAUGCGUACAAUUAAAAAGUCCACGAGUGGAAGGCUUUGAUGGUGUUCUCGACUGCAUUAAAAAGGACAAUACACCAAGAUAGCACGACCUGCUAAUGGGGUUUAUGGUGAUACUCGUAACUUUUCGUAAUCUUGACACUUGUUGCCGACGUGUUUAGCCAGAGACAAAAAGCAGAAUUUCGGCUAAGCCGCCUCUACUUUGGUAUAUUGGCAUAUACGAAAAUAAAAUUAAUUAAUGCAAUAUUAAUCCUAUUGAAAAUGCGCGAUUAACCCUAUUAAACAAAACACACUGUCCUCCACAUUUAUAGUGACCCUGAUAGUUUCCUAUGAUUACUGAAAAAUGGACGAAACAAUACGACCAAAUCAUAGUGUAGAUUCCGGCAUCUAUGUCACGUUAUAGCAAAUUAGAACGUAAAAACUUCAUAGGAACAACGGGCAUCGAAAACCAACGUCGUCGACUCUGUAUGAGUGUGUGUGUGAAUGUGUAUAGUGUGUGUAUGUGCAGCAUUUGUACUAUAAGAUCAGUUGAAUGUAUAAAUAUUAAGUUAAACGCAAAAGAGCAAUGUAUGUUUAAAUCUACACAGUACUGUUAGAAUGAGGUCCUAAAUUACAAAACUGUUUCAUUUUUAAUUAAGAAAAAAAGACAACAAUACGUGCUAUUACGAUCUAUCUCAUGACCCAAAUAGCCUUCAGUAAUACUACGAGGGACUUCUGUAAAUGGUCGCAUAAAAAUAGUUAAAUUUCUUACAAGGCUAUACACUCGUUGUGUUCUUAGAACUUGCUAUUCCCAUCUCGAUAUUAAUAUCACCUUAAAAAUAGCUCAUAGAUGUCUUUAAUACAUAACUUUUAAUACUUACUUUUAAGCGUAUGUAAAUUGAUGAUAAAUUUCGGUUAUUGAGACAAACACGUAGCAACUUUAUCUCAGAAUAUGAAUAUAUAACCAAGGUGACACUGUGUGUGUGAGUGAGUGAGGUUCUAUGGCAAAAUAUCUAUAAUUGAAGCAAUAGUAACCAACUAUAAAACUACACUGCUAUUCCCCUAAAUGUCUUCCUCUAUUCGCAUGACUAUUAUAGCCGCAUG